Molecule: messenger RNA, 1830 nt
Organism: Platichthys flesus (European flounder)
Lineage: Eukaryota; Metazoa; Chordata; Actinopteri; Pleuronectiformes; Pleuronectidae
Product: stromal membrane-associated protein 1-like
Exons: 9
Coding region: 136-1287 (383 amino acids)
Biological process (GO): regulation of clathrin-dependent endocytosis
Molecular function (GO): metal ion binding; GTPase activator activity
Source: RefSeq, a predicted model, not a curated record
UGCAGGUUUGGGGCUGAACUGGAUCCUGACGCCACAGAGCGGAUGUUUCAGCGUAUCUAACGCAACUCAGGUCUCUGCUGUGGUGUGUAAUCCUCGUCUCCACUCAAGCAGGACUCACCUUCGAACUGUGGCGACAUGACGACCCGGUCAGAGCGAGAAAAAGCUCAGAAACUGAACGAGCAGCAUCAGGCCAUCCUGUCGGCACUGCUGAGGGAGGAUGACAACAAGUUCUGUGCAGACUGUCAUGCUAAAGGACCUCGAUGGGCGUCAUGGAACCUCGGGGUGUUCAUGUGUAUCCGCUGUGCCGGAAUUCACCGCAACCUGGGCGUCCACAUCUCCAGAGUCAAAUCUGUCAAUCUUGACCAGUGGACAUCUGAGCAGAUCCAGAGUAUGGUGGACAUGGGCAACUCCAGGGCCAAACAGCUGUAUGAGGCCCACCUACCCGAGAGCUUCAGACGACCGCAAACCGACCAACCAGUGGAGGUCUUUAUCCGGGACAAGUACGAGAGGAAAAAGUACUUCGACAAGGAAGCUCUGACCACAGCUCCACAGACAGAGUGCAGAGCCAGUCCUAAGAAAAGUACAGAGCCAGCUGUGGACCUGCUGGGCCUGGAUGCCCCAGAUGGUGGUGGUGGGAAGAGCUCGGGCGGUGCUGCACCAAUCAACGAUGACCUGGACAUCUUUGGACCAAUGGUCUCCAAUCCUCUCCCCUCAGCCAACAACACACAGCAGGCCCAGUCUAGUUCCAGUACAGCAGCUCCACAGGCAGACACCUCCACCUCCUCCUCUAUCUCCACCACUAUGACCACAAAGGUGGAAGAGAAGAAGCUUUUAUCUAAAGACUCCAUCCUAUCUCUGUAUGCCAGCAGCUCAGUGGGCAGUCAGCCGCAGAGCCAGCAGCAAUCUGCCCCAGGACAAGCAGGUAUGUACAUGGGCCAGCCACAAAUGCAGUUCACUCCACAGGCCUUCAACCCCGGGAUGGGGGGAGUCACCCCACCCGCCACACUGAUGGGUGGAGGAGCCAUGAUGCCCGGGAUGGCUCUGCCGAACGGGGGUUACAUGCAGCAGCCGGGCGGGAUGCCAGCUGGCCAAGGACAGAGCAUGUACAAUAUGCAGCAGGGUCAGCAGCAGCCACAAGGACAGUGGAACAUGAGCCAGAUGACCCAGCAUAUGUCAGGCAUGGCCAUGAGCGGAGGAGGGCCGACAUCAGGCGCCCCAGCGGCCGGUUGGCCUGCGGCUCCACCAACGGCUUCUGGCCAGACCCUCAGCACUCAGCUGUGGAAGUGACGAGGAGGAGGUCCAGAGGAUGAGUGGGGGGGAAACACGGGGCAGUCACAUGGCAACCAAAUGGCCAAAUCUCUCUGAGGUCCUCCCAUCUCCUAACAGCUUUUAGUUAAAUAAUAACGCACAGCGGGAACGGUCUGCCUUUCCUAAAAUCCCUUCUCAAAUCCCUUAACCGUCGUUACUCUAAGAAGCCAAGAUGUCAUCCCUCCAAGACACCGUGGAGGCAAGUGGGAAAAAAGAGACUGGCAGCUGUCGUGUGAUGUCUUUAUCUGGGUGUCCUCGUUUGGUUUCCUUUUGUUGUUGAUGACUGAAAAAAGGCACAAAAACAGCAAAAAAAAAAAAAGCUGCUGGACCAGCAACUUUAAGUCCUAUUAUAGUAAUAUUACAAGUAUAUCGUACCAAAAUGGAUGGUGUGUGAAUAGUCCCUGAGUACUUACAGUAGAUAUGGCUAUGUUGUGGUUGGUUUACGCCUCCCUGUCCUCCCCCCUCUCUCUGCUGUGUAAAUUGUAACCCCCCCCCCCCCCCCGUAGGGCGAGCAGAGCCUUG